Messenger RNA from Ostreococcus lucimarinus CCE9901, 891 nucleotides. Its product is annotated as ABC(ATP-binding) family transporter: iron compound. The transcript has a single exon. Gene Ontology annotation, molecular function: ATP hydrolysis activity; ATP binding. Lineage: Eukaryota; Viridiplantae; Chlorophyta; Mamiellophyceae; Mamiellales; Bathycoccaceae. Bases 1 to 891 code for a protein of 296 amino acids. The record is from RefSeq and is a predicted model, not a curated record.
AUGCACGGCGUCGUGGACGUCGUCCUGGACGAUGCCCCCGAACCGUCGUGCGCCGUCGCCGUCGACGCGCUGACGUACGCGUACCCGGGAUGCGACGCGGUGCUGCGCGAUUGGAGCCUGCGCCUGCCGCCGGGGUCGAGGUGCUUGCUUUCCGGCGCGAACGGGGCGGGGAAGACGACGGCGCUGCACGUCAUCGCGGGUAAAACCAUGGUGAACGAAGACGUCGUGCGCGUGCUGGGACGACCGCCGUUUCACGACAUCGCGCUCACGUGCGGGGGCGAGCUUUCUUACCUGGGCGCGCAGUGGCGGCGCAACAUCGGAAGCGCGGGCGCGGACGUGCCCCUGCAAGGAGACAUUUCGGCGAGGAAAAUGAUCGAGGGCGUCGCAGACGUGGACCCGGCGAGGCGAGAACGAUUGGUGAAGCUGCUGGAUGUGGAUUUGGACUGGUCCAUGAAGGCGUUGAGCGACGGACAACGACGUCGAGUUCAGAUUUGUCUCGGACUCUUGAAGCCGUACAAGGUGUUGCUGUGCGACGAAAUCACGGUGGAUUUGGACAUCCUCGGUCGGCUUGACUUGUUGGAGUUUUUCAAGGAAGAGUGCGAGGUGCGCGGGGCCACCAUCGUGUACGCCACGCACAUCUUCGAUGGCAUGGCGGAUUGGAUGACGCACCUCGCGUUCACGUCCAACGGGCAGUUGAAGUAUGGCGGCGCCAAGGUGGACAUUCCGGAAAUUCAAGGCACGAAACAUUUAUUGUCGACCAUUGAAAAGUGGCUUCGCAUCGAUCGCGACGAGCGCCGCGCGCGAGAGGCGGCGGAACUCGCCGCCCCGACGGCGAAGAAAAUCGACGCCGCGAGUCACUUCCAAACGAGGCACAUGGCGUAUUAUAGAUGA